Molecule: messenger RNA, 4778 nt
Organism: Linum trigynum
Lineage: Eukaryota; Viridiplantae; Streptophyta; Magnoliopsida; Malpighiales; Linaceae
Source: the annotation of a GenBank genome assembly
AGUUAAUUAUUGAUGAGUGCAAGUAUGGGCAGAUGCAACAUUAUUGCAUUUAUCAGGAAAAUUUCAGGAAUGUACAUUCACCUACUCUCCAAAGUCAACUCUUGACUUUGCUUUGAAUCAGUCUUCAAUUACCAGUUGUUGUCAAAAGUCUUCGCAACUUUUGCUAUAUUCUUUCUUCGAGCCCUCUAAUUCAUUUGUCUCCCAAAUCAAUUAGCAAUCAACUUCUAAGAGUUUCUGUUACUGAUAACAUUACCUUCCUGAAGGAGCCUAGCUUUGUCCUUCGAACUUAUUUCAGGUGACGUUUCCCAGAUUGUUGUUUUUCUGCUUCCUAUUAAGUUUCACGAUGGUGUGGUUUCCAUUUUCCAAUCUCUUGGAAAUUCAUUAUGUUGUUUCAUCUGUAGAAGAAGAUGGAGCAAUUCAGGCUGAAUCCUAUCGCCUCGUCAUCCCAUUUCCCGGAUCCUCUUCCAGCUGUAGAGUACGAGGUGUUCCUGAGCUUUCGAGGUCCUGAUGUCCGCACGACUUUCGCGGAUUUCCUCUAUAGACUCCUGGAUCGUCCCAAGAUACGAACCUUUCUUGACGAUGAAGAGCUACGUAAGGGGGAGAAGAUUGCCCCUUCUCUCGUCAAGGCAAUUGGGGAAUCCAUAAUAUACAUCCCGAUCCUUUCCCCAGGCUAUGCCUCUAGCAAAUGGUGCCUCCAGGAGCUAGCUCUGAUGGUGGAACGUUACAAGCAAGAUGAAGGUUGUCACAUCAUACUGCCCAUUUUCUUUUUGAUGGAGCCUAGAGAUGUGCGGCAUUGUCAGGGUUCCUAUGAGGGAGCAUUAGAACAACAUAGAUUGAAAUAUGGUGAAGAAUCCAUUAGGGCCUGGAAGGAUGCUCUCGGAGAGGUCGGGCAAAUGACUGGAUGGCGCGUGACUGACUCGGAUAGACAGGGAGCAGUGGCAGAAAGUGUUUUCUCUGAGGUGUGGUCACAUAUAAAGGGGAACUACAUGUUAGUGACUAAUGAGUUGAUUGGAAUUGAUUCUCAUGUUAACCAAGUGAUAGAGUUGCUGAAAUCAGAUUUUGACUGCGGCGCUAGUGUCGUCGGCAUUCAUGGUAUGGGCGGUAUCGGUAAGACCACUAUCGCCAAGGCUGUCUAUAAUAAGGUCUUCACACAAUUCGAGCGUCACUGUUUUCUGGAAGAUGUCCGAGAAACACUAUCGUUGAAGAAUGACGGCGUUACAACUCUGCAGAGUAAGAUUAUUUCUAGCAUUCUAAGGGAUGAUCACAAGGUUAGAAAUGCCAGUGAAGGAAUCCACAUUAUGAAAGAUAGAGUGUGCCCCCACAAGGUUCUCAUUAUUCUCGAUGAUGUGGAUGAUCGGUUUGUGUUUGAGCAAAUCCUUGGUGAAGUAAGAAAAUUUUCUCCUGAAAGUAGGUUUAUCAUCACAACAAGAGAUAAAAGGGUACUAGAGUUGCUUCAAGUAUCUAAGCUCUACGAACCUGGAGGGUUGGGUCAUGACCAUUCCCUUCAACUAAUACGUAGACAUGCGUUUAGAAUGGAUAAUCCUUUUGAAGACAUGGCGACCCUGUGUGAGGAGUUUGUAGAAGUUGCAGCGGGGCUUCCUUUGGCUCUUGAAGUUAUUGGGUCGCUUUUGUUUCGUAGAGAUAGAAAAUUCUGGGAAGCUAAGUUGAUAGAACUAAAAAGAAUACCUCCCACCAAGGUGCAAGAGAGAUUGAAGAUAAGCUAUGAUGAGUUGAGUGGUAGUGAAAAACAAAUUUUUCUCGACAUAGCUUGUGCUUUUAUCGGAGAAAACAAGGAAUUGCCUUUCUUUAUGUGGAGUGAUUGUAAUUUUAAUCCUGAAAGUGGAAUUAAUACACUUGUUUUGAGGUCCUUGAUAAAGGUGGAUGAGGAUAAUAAGUUUUGGAUGCAUGACCAUAUAAGAGACCUUGGGAGAAUGAUUGUCCGUGAAGGAGAUGAUCAACAUCCUUGGAAGCGGACAAGAAUUAUGUCCAACGAGGAUGCGGUGGACAUGUUAAUCAAUGGAGAGGGAACUGAGCGGUUGGAAGUUCUUAGAGUGGACAUGUUAGAUCAUAAAUUUGAGCUCACGGAGAAGGAAUUUCAUAAAUUGUCAGGGUUAAGGUAUCUCGAAGUGCGCUAUGGAAAGCUGACUGGAGAUUUCAAGGAGAUUCUUCCGAGUCUACGUUGGCUGCGACUAUUUAAUUGCAGGUCAAUCCCUAUCGAUUUCAAUGUUAAGAAAUUGGUAAUUCUGGACUUGAGAGAUUGCCCUGUAAGAGAUGACUGGAGAUGCUGGGAGAGAAUCAAGGAGGGACACAGGCUGAAAGCUAUAGAUGUAUCGCGCAGCUUCAAUGUGACAAAAGUCCCGGAUUUGUUCGGAUGUACAAGUCUAGAACAGAUAAAUUUUGGGAGUUGCCCGAACAUGGGCGGGGAACUUCACAUUGGCCAUUUGAAGGAUCUGAGAGUGCUAAGCAUUGGCUGGACUAAGAUCACAAAGUUAAUAGGCGACAUUGGAAGCCUUCGGAAUCUGCGAGAGAUCAAUGUAGAUUUGACGCUCUUGAGAGAAAUUCCUGCUAGCAUUGGUAAACUUUCCUCCCUUAAGAUCUUGGUACUAGGGCGGCUUGAGAAUGAAGUACCAGUACUCCCAACUAGUUUAAAGCGUCUAUCCGUCUCAUCGCCUAGGGUUCCAAAUCUUUUGGAGCUCAAGGACUUGGAGGAGCUAUGGUGGAGUUGUGGACUUGAGAUUCCCGAGGAUAUGUCGAAGCUGUCCAAGUUGAAGGAUCUGACGUUGGUGAAGGUUGGCAAUGGGAAGGAUGCCUUUGUUCUUCACAAAGAAUCAGUUGAUCCCGACAACCAGAAUCAUUAUUCUCUACGGCGCGGUGGGAGAACUCUUAUUUCUUCCUUGCCUGCUCUUCCGGCAUCUCUAAAUACCCUAUCGAUCGAUGGUGAUGCCCCCGGGCUUUUGAUGAAACUGCCGAACCUAGCGAAUCUGAGUAAUUUGUUGAAAUUAACUUUGGGUCGUGUUGGGAUACGUGAGAUCGCCGGUCUCGGAGAGCUGAGGAUGCUGGAGGACUUCAGCUUAUGGAGUGCUUCAAAUCUAACUAAUCUCGAUGGCCUCGAACCUCUAGAGCUUCUGAAGGAUUUGCGGGUGAGUGAUUGUUGUGUACUGAGUAAACUGCCCAGCUUCUCAAAUAUGAGCAUGUUACGGGAGCUCAAGAUCUUUAAAUGUCCUGAACUGAGAGAACUGCCUAGCUUGUCAAAUUUGACCAAGUUACAGGUGCUCAGGAUCUUUGAUUGUCCACUUGUCUCUGAAAUUCAAGGGCUUGGCGAACUGGCGGAAUUAUCAACUCUACAUAUCCUAAGAUGUGAUCAGUUGACUGAGGUGGUCGGGCUUGACAAAUUGAAGUCGUUGCGAGUAUUGGAGAUUCAUGAUUGCCCUUCGAUUGAGAAGCUGCCGGAUCUAUCUGCUUUGGAGCUCUUGAGGAAGUUGGAGAUUACGGGAUGGAGAGAGUUGACUGAGGUGAUGGGGCUUGACAAUUUGAAGUCAUUGCAAGAAUUGGUGAUUUGUGAUUGCCCUUGGAUUGAGAAGCUGCCUGAUCUAUCUGCUUCGAAGCGCUUGUGGAAGUUGGCAAUUAUUGGAUGCAAUCAGUUGACAGAAGUUACGGGGAUUGAGAGAUUGGAGGGGUCAACAUAUCUAAAGAUUGAUGAAAGGCUGAAGACGCGAAGAUGAGUGAUCCGAUCGUAAAAUCUUAGCAUGAGAGAUUGGAGCUGUUACGUAGAGAGAACAAUUCGCGCCCAAAGAUGUGGUCCAGAUUCCGGAGCUGCGGUGGAGUUUGUAGCAAAGACAGUGAUAUCGUAUCGCUAUAGACAACAUGUUGGAGAGGGGAUUUGUGCAAGGAGUAUUUGAAAGAUGCAUAUGGAGAAAAAAGCUCCAAAAGUUGCUGUCAAGUCCAAACACUUGAAGACAGUUAAGCUUAAGCGGUUAGAUUGAUUUCAUGAACUUGAGGGUCUGAAGACUGCAGCGAAGAUCAGAUGGUUUAUGUGAAUGGUGGGUUCUGGGUUCCAUGUUUGCUUUCUUGCGAUGUAGAGUUUCUGGAGAUAUAGGUGAAUGACGAUAAGUACAUUUGCUUGAAUGGCAUUUUGUUGGCUGCAGAAAUUUCCUUGCUGACAUGAAUUUUCUCUCUUCCAGGGCAAGCUCCAACUCCUUAUUUCCUUGGUCCUGCUGUAAAAAGACCGAGAGAAGAUCUAUGGCGAAUCACUCUACUGAUCUGAUGUCUACACUGAUGCAACUUGCAACCCCUCCCACCUAGCUGCUGCUUCUUCCAACUGGGAUGAAGAACUGAUUCUACUCGAAUGGGAACCAAAGCGGAGAGCUGCUGCCUGCCUGCUUGCUGGUCGUGAUUUUGAUCCUAAUGAAAGUUGUGUCCUUUCUUUCUGACUUGGAUGAGAUGGAAGAGCUCAAAUUUGGGGGAAAUUUUUACCUUUGUGAAGAUCAGAAGUUGUCCCAGUGCAGCAAAGUAUUCUGCUGUCUCUGUCCAAAUUAGCCAAAGGAGCCAAGUUCUUAUUCUUCUUGUGUCAUGUAUGUAUUGUUUGCAUUUGUGUUGGAACUGGGAGCUGAUCAACAUUUGGGAAGCUUGUGCAUCUUUUCUAAGAGUGGUUUGAAGCUAAUUUUCUAUAUGAAGAAUUAUAAAUUUAUCAAUCUGGUGGGACGGUUGGUUCGGUUGGUUUGGUCUCGUGUGUUUGUUCACGCCAUCUAUUAGUUGGUGUAUAAACCGUUUGAGUUGCA